This is a messenger RNA of Aspergillus uvarum CBS 121591, 2603 nucleotides long. RefSeq names its product Zn(II)2Cys6 transcription factor. NCBI's taxonomy places the organism in Eukaryota, Fungi, Ascomycota, Eurotiomycetes, Eurotiales, Aspergillaceae. Gene Ontology annotation, molecular function: DNA-binding transcription factor activity, RNA polymerase II-specific; zinc ion binding; sequence-specific DNA binding. The coding region runs from base 49 to 2457 and encodes 802 amino acids. The record is from RefSeq and is a predicted model, not a curated record. Gene Ontology annotation, biological process: positive regulation of transcription by RNA polymerase II; DNA-templated transcription. The transcript has 5 exons.
CUCCUGCAGACUCACAUCUCCCUGCCCUCCUGCUGGAUUACUGCCAGCAUGACCCCAAAGACGUGCAAAUCGACCACAGCAAGCACCCGAAGCGCUAAAAAAGUUCGAUCCGCGUGCAUCCGCUGUCGAACUCGACGUAUCAAGUGUGACGGGGAAACACCGGCCUGCAGAAAUUGUCUCAAGGCAAGCGCCCCAUGUAUUGAUGUGGAUGCGAGGCUUGGCGAUGCGUUAUUACCUCGCAGCUUUUCGGCAGACUGCGUCCGUCGUAUUCAGUGGUUAGAAGAGAUCAUACAAAAACACUUGCCAGAUAUCGAUCUCGCAGCUGGCCCGCAACUUGACGCGUCGAUCAAGGCGGCCUUCGAGGUCGCGUCCCCCAAGCCGAUCAGCUCCUCGAAAACUCCUCUUGGUUUCCCAAGUGAAAAUAACGAGUGCUCUUUUGUUCCUUCUCCUGAGAUAAAUUACUCUUCCCAAACACCUUGUUUGCCCGGUGUCCCCAACAACGAAUCGCCUCAGCCUGAUUGUUGGGAAUCGCCACCGGGCGAUUCAGGUAUCGCCGAUGAAGUUCGUGCGCUGGCACAGAGCCUUGGUCAAGUCUCCCUCCAUGAGGACUCCCGGCAGACUUACUAUCUAGGUACCUCGACUGGCGUCCUUUUCGCGCAUCUUAUCGGUGCCAGUACAGCCGGAUUUCGUGAUCCCUCAGGGCCGGUAGUCAUUGAAGAAGAAAAUACCCUGGGAAAUGUCUCCUUCGAGCGGCUGAGAACCACAUUGCUACAGGAGUUACCUCCCCGCGAUCGGUGUCAGGACUUACUGGAUGAGUAUUUCCGUGUCAUCCAUCCCGACUUCCCAAUUCUUGAUCCGGCGUCGGUCUCGAGCAUCUGUGAAGCGCUCUACGCACUAUCUUCAGUGACCGAUCCUUGCAAGAUUGGGAGCAAAGGGUGGCCCGUAGAUCGACCCGGAUUUCCCUACAACGGCGAGAUGGAAAUUCGGAACGGUCAAUAUGAAACAUCAAUUUCAGUUUAUGCUGCGGCCUUCCACCUGUUCAUGAUUUUUAGCAUUGCUUCCAUACUUAAGAUGCGUCGAAGGCAGCUGGAGGACUCUCCGCAGCGACUCUACCAAGCGGCUGUGUCUUUCUCCCAUCAUGUCCUAGCCAGACCCUCCCUCGUCGGCAUACAGUCUCUUGUGCUUCUGAUUACACACAGUCUGAUGACACCAUCUGGAGUCAAUACAUGGACAAUAGUACAUCUAUGUAUGGCAAAUUGUGUUGAUAUCGGGCUACACCGUGAAAUGGCCGCCAGUCCCUAUAAUCGUCUCCCAAUUCAUAUAAGGAGAAUGGUGUUUUGGACGGUUUAUUCGUUAGACAGAUCAAUCUCCACGAUUCAAGGAAGACCCCUCGGCAUAGGAGACGAAACAUUCGACCUCUCGCGUCCCGGUCUAGAAUUUCCUGGCAGCACCGCAACCCCCGGCAGCCCGUUCGGGCCAAGCUUUGAUCCCAAGGGCUUAUGGCCGUACACAACACACCAUCUCGCCCUAGACCGGUGGAUCUCAGCCAUCAAACUACUUCUUUAUCGGUGUCCGUCGUCCUGCCAGCAGAACCUUUUUAUGUGGCCCCCAGACCUCGAAAAACAACAGGCGAUCCUCAAAGGCAAGCUUCAGGCCUGGUAUCUCGAGAUUCCCAACAUCGUGAGCCAAGUGAUUGUUCCGGAUGAACCUUUGCGGGACAAACUCCGUCUCAAGCUCGAAGCCCGAUACCAUGCAGCUAUGAUGCUCUUGUUCCAGCCCUCACAAGCCUUGCGGAGGCCCAAUGUUGAAGCAUGCAAGAUCUGCUACGGAUCGGCCGUCCAACGGCUCAUGAUCUACUCUCAGCUAUAUGAGAACGAGCAGCUCUUUUGCGAUUGGCGGAGCAUGCAGGACAUAUUCCAUUCGGGGGUGACCUUUCUCUACUUGCUUUACGGCUUGCCGUUUAUACGACAGUCGGUUUCGCUUCCCGAAGUCUCCAAAAUCAUGCGCCUGUGCUCAAACCUUCUGAGCACGGGCGGUGAGUGGUGGCCUUCGCUGAAGAAAGCGAAGAAAAGACUUGAAAGGGUGGCCGACAUUGUGAUAGAUAAGCUCUAUAGCGUCAAUGCUGCGGCGCUGCCGUCGCAGUCCGCACCGGAUAUGGAUGGCGGGCUCGGUACCACUCAGCUGGGCGAGUCACUGCCGCAGUAUUCUAGCUGGGAAUUUCCUGAUAUUGCCGGCCUCCUUCAGCCGUCAAGACGGCGAACGGCAUCCAUGUCGAUCUUUCCGGUGGUUUCUCCCCGCAGAUCUGGCACAGAAGCCGAAGGAGACGGAGGGAUGCCACAAUUGUCGGAGAUCUUCAACGAACAAGCGCAGUCCGACGCGCCCGGCUGGGGUAACCCAAUACCACACCAGACAGAGGUAUUCGAUGAUCCCUUCUGGGAGCUUGUACAGUUAACUUGAUGCAUGAUACGGGUGUUUUCAUGUCUACUCUGCCGGAGGUGCCGCCCUCAUUGCAAGCAUUAUCCUUGAUUUGCAAAAGUCUUGUCUGGCGCUUGAAGCAAUUUAUGCGGCCACACAAUGAUGCGUAUCCAGCUGCUGGGGGGAAU